CACAGCGACUGCGAGGCCGCUUUUCCCCCCGCGCUCCUCGUCGGCCGUAGCGCAGCAUGAUGCUGAAAACACUGGCCGGCCGUCUCGCUCGACGGCCAUGGCGGUUCGUCUUCCCAGGCAUCCUCCUGUUCUUUUUUGCAUUCACAUUGUCGCGCCGGAGACCACACACGCAGGCCCCGGUACACAAAGCGAAGACCAAGUCGUUCUUCCCCCCCCUCGAGACCAAGGCCGCAAACUCGAUUGAACUCGAUUACUGCCAGAACUUUCCCGUCAAGCUACUUGACGAGAUCCAGGUCGUGCUAAAGGUGGCAUCGAGCGAAUCAGCCGAAACCAAGGCGCACCUGAGCACCGUAUCGAGCUGCAUCACCAAUUUAAUCAUCGUUGGCGACCGCGAGGAGCGAUUGGGGGACAGACAUGUCAUUGACAUAUUGGCCGAGCUGCCCAAGAGUUACGAGUCCAACAAUCUCGAUUUCAAGGCCUACGUCGAGCAGAAGAAGGCGCAUACCGAAGGCGAGACGGUCAAGGAGUCCCAGCGAUCCUUCAAGCUUGACCGAUUCAAGUACUUGCCCAUGGUGGACAAGGCCUACACUACGAACCCCAAGGCCAAGUGGUUCGUGUUCCUCGAGUCGGAUGUCUAUUUCUUCUGGGACACGCUGUUUCGACUACUCAGCCAGCUCGACGCCUCGAAACCGCACUACCUGGGCGCACCACACAAGGGCUCCGAAGGCCGCUGGUUCGCAUACGGUGGUGCAGGAAUCGUCAUGUCGCAGGGCCUCAUGAAGCAACUAAUUCCCGCCAAGACAGUGUCGUCGACAGAAAUCCCUCGCGAAAAUCGGCUAAGCUACAGGUUCGAAGACUGGGUCAAGGAAGAGCAGCGCGGCGAUGCUGUCCUCGCCUACGCCAUCCAAAAUGCAACGGGUCAUAAGCUUGAGGCCUUGUACCCGACCUUCGCAAGCGACAAACUGAAGGACGUUACGACAACGCGGGAUCGGUGGUGUGUCCCGAUGCUGUCGCUGCACCAGCUUAAGCCGGAGCAUAUGGAAGAUCUAUGGAAGUGGGAGCGGACGCGGCCAUACAAUAUCAAACCCUUCACUUACUCUUCCCUCCUCUCCUACUCCCACUCCUUUCUCUCAAAAGGGCCAUCUCGCGAAUGGUGGGACAACCUCUCCACAGCCCCCGUUCCUAACGAUCGGCCCGCCCAUCGCAACGCCAACUCCUGUGGCUCUGAAUGCGCCGCCGACUCCCAUUGCCUCCAAUGGUCAUACUCACAAACCGUGUGCCGCCAUGCGGACUACAUCAAGCUCGGCGACGCUGUCAACAGGGAGAACGGCGGCCAGGGCGAGUUUGUCUCAGGAUGGGACUCGGGCAAGCUACGGAGAUUGGGUUUUGGCGUCGAGGGCAAGAAUGGGCAGAGGGAGUUCUACGAGGGCUGUGUGGAGGCUACUUGGCUGACCCCGCAGGUGCGGUAGGCUAGGCAUUCGAUGAUGUUAUAUAAGAGAAGGCCUUGUCGAUCAAGACUUGUGGUGUAUAGGGAGGCGUUGCGGUCGCUUGUCAGCACGUUUAUGCAUGGCGUUUUGGAUACUCCCACCAACUUUUGGAUACAACGUAAGGAUCAUGGGGAUGUUGUACACAAAGUAGAGACAGGGAGGUGCAUAGUAGCAUACAUGAGGAAGUAGCUAGCUGUUGAUAAGCAGCGGAGCAUGAAGACGUACGACCCGCCAUAUUUUAAUGCACAUACAUUUUCUAGCUCUAGAUGCGAUUGGUUUCGAUCAGACUAUGUCUUUGCAACUGUAGGAUAAUUAGAUUUG
This is a messenger RNA of Cucurbitaria berberidis CBS 394.84, 1808 nucleotides long. Its product is annotated as glycosyltransferase family 31 protein. NCBI's taxonomy places the organism in Eukaryota, Fungi, Ascomycota, Dothideomycetes, Pleosporales, Cucurbitariaceae. Gene Ontology annotation, cellular component: membrane. The record is from RefSeq and is a predicted model, not a curated record. The transcript has 2 exons. Gene Ontology annotation, molecular function: glycosyltransferase activity. Bases 57 to 1469 code for a protein of 470 amino acids.